Rotaria sp. Silwood1 is the source of this 1347-nucleotide messenger RNA. The record is from the annotation of a GenBank genome assembly. Lineage: Eukaryota; Metazoa; Rotifera; Eurotatoria; Philodinida; Philodinidae.
AUGACUACACCUGGAUUUUAUAAUAAGUUAAUAAUAUUAUCUAUAUUUCCUUUUAAAACUGACAAACACCCAACUAUUUCAAAAACUCGACGUCAUAGUUUUCUGGAUGGUCUUGCUUUGUUACUUAAUGGUUCAAAUCCAUGUACAUCAGUUUAUCCAUUGUUGAAAGAAAAAAAAGUAUUAAUAACACGUAAUAAACAAUUAAAAGAUAAUGAUGAAGAAUAUUUUGAUAAAUUUUUUGGUUUAAUACGUGAAUAUUCACAACAUUGUUUAACAUCAAAUCAACAUGGCAUGAACGAAAUAUAUUCAUCAUUAAAAUCUAUUAUAUUUGAAUAUAACAAGAAUAAAUGUAUUAAACGUAUAACUGAUGAUUUAUUUAAUGAUGUUGUUUCAAAUCUUGAAAAAUUACCAAAUAAAAAUGUUGAUGAUUUAUGUGAGAAAAUUACUUACAAUAUAUUAAACAAAGAUUCAACCGAUUAUUAUCAUUUAAAAGAGAAUAAAAUGUCUUUGAAAGAAUAUAUUUUAAUAUUAUUUAAUUGGGUCAACUAUAUUAUUUCAAAUCGAGACCCAAUCAGAAAUAAUGAAAGCAAUCUUGAACUAAAAAUUAUUUGGAAAUUUCAAGCAACUGCUGAAUUAUUAUAUCAUUCUGAAAUAUUUCGUUCUAUGCUCUCAAUAGUAUAUUCAAUUGAUAAUGUUGAACGUAUUCUGUAUUACUUAGAUAAAGUAUCGGCACAUCGACGAUCAUUUAAUUUAAUAUUAAAAACUUUAAACAAACGAAAAUCUGAAUAUGACAUCGUUGAAUUAAAAGAAACACCAUCAUCAUCAUUUGAUAAAAUUUGGUCGGCAUGUGGUUUACACAAUGAUCAAACAAAAACUGCUUUCCAUAAUGAAUAUAUUCAAAAUAAACUUGUUCAAUAUGAUACAAAUUUAAAAUUGCAAACAUGUUUACAUAGUGAAAUUCGAAUGAUAGAUUAUUUAAUUGAACAAAAUAUAAAAGAAGUUCAUGAUAAAGAUGUAGAAAUUGGAAUAUCGACACUACCAUGUUAUCUAUGUUCAAUAUAUAUUGAAAAAUUAAAUAUUGAUUUCAAUCGAAUGUUUUAUGUUACUGCUUUAAUAACUGAUGGAAAAAUUUAUCCAAAUUGGAUGUUUAGAAAGAAUGAAGAAGAUAAAAUAAUAAAUUAUGUUAAUAAUCAAUUAUAUACAUUUAUCAAAAACGACUUACAAUUAUUGCAAUCAAGAAUAAGAACAAAAAGCGGAGAUAGUGAUAAGCAAGAAACAGGCAUAGAUGAUGAUGAUGUCAAUAAUACAUUCAUGCUUAAGACGAUGAACGAUAUAGAAGAGCAAUAA